Messenger RNA from Otolemur garnettii (small-eared galago), 2890 nucleotides. Its product is annotated as nuclear body protein SP140. The transcript has 26 exons. Gene Ontology annotation, cellular component: nucleus. The record is from RefSeq and is a predicted model, not a curated record. Lineage: Eukaryota; Metazoa; Chordata; Mammalia; Primates; Galagidae. Gene Ontology annotation, molecular function: DNA binding; DNA-binding transcription factor activity, RNA polymerase II-specific; protein binding. The coding region runs from base 110 to 2539 and encodes 809 amino acids. Gene Ontology annotation, biological process: regulation of transcription by RNA polymerase II.
GACCAGUUAGCAGACUUCAUCUUUCGAGCUGUGGAAGGCACAGAAGCUGUGAAAAUUGAAUUGGGUGUGACCAGGGACAAGCUCAGGGCCUGGAAGGGCCAGCAGGGGCAUGGCAAGUGGAAGCAGCGAUCUCUGUUCCAGGAUGGACACAGACAGCCAGAACACAGACAACAAGGACCUAGAUGAGCUGAUUUUCCCUCAGCUCCUUCUCAAGCACUUCAGAGAAAACAAGGUGGAGAUUGCAACUGCGAUAACACAGCCAUUUCCUUUCCUCAUGAGCCUCCGAGACCGUGCCUUCAUCUCUCAGACAAUGUUUGAAAACUUUCAAGAAGCUUGUAGAAACCUGAUCCCAGUGCCAAGAGUGAUGUACGAUGUCCUCAGUGAACUGGAGAGAACAUUUGACCCGUCACUUCUGGAAACAUUGUUCAGCAAAGUUAACCUGAAGGCCUAUCCUGAUUUAAAUGAGAUUUUCAGAAGCUUCCAAAAAGCGCUUCAUGACUUCUUUUAUGAAAAUGAUGAUGAAGAAGAGCCUCACAUUCAUUCAUUCCAGGACAGAAGGAUGAUGCUACCAGAAGCUGGAAUCUCAGAGCAUCUCAGCAAUGAGGAGCAGAUGGACAGAAGGGAAGAAUAUUCAUGUCAUGACUCAAAUGAUGCAUUAAGUACCCAAGAAACAACAAGUGACUAUGCUGGAAGCUCUGAACGAGAAGGGGACAGCAAUGCCUAUCCUGAAAUGCAUGAUGUAGAAGAGCCUCAGGAAGCCUUGAGGUCCCCGCCAAGAUGUGGGCCAGGGUGUUGGAAACUUACUCCACAGACAGAUGGAGAAGAAUCAGAAGAAAUCCCCAGGUUACUACCUUAUGAUAGAGAAGAGUCCUGUAACACCGCAACUCCACAGAUGACUAAUGAAGAACUAGACAAGGUGCUCAGUCUGCUACCAAGUGAAGGAGAAGAGGGAGGCAAUACUUGUUUGGAAAUGUGUGAUGGAAAAGAGCCCCAGGAAGCCUCGAGUCCCCCACCAACAUGUGGGCCAGGUAAGGAAGGGGAGGAUUUCUGCCAGGGUGUCAGAAUGUCCUGUGGUUCUGAAGCUCUUCAGAUGACUAAUGAAGAAGAACCAGAGGAGGUGCCUCGCCAGCUAGUACUUGAGGGGGAAGAAACCAACAGUCCCUGUUUAGACAUGUAUGAUAGAGAUGAGUCACAGGAAACCUUGAACUUACCACAAACAGAAAGUGGGCCAAGUGAGGACGUAUCUGGGGAACUAGAAGAUCAACAAACAGAUGAGGAAGGAGGAUCAGACCAGCAUACUUCUCGCCUACCAUGCGAUGAUGAGCCAGGAGCAGAGCAACCAGAAGAUGGAAAUGGGAAGUGUUCCUGUGUUAUGUGUUUUACAAAAGAUGUGCCAGAAGACCCAGAAGCAAGGACAGCAACUGGCCAACCACGAGGCUCAAGGGAUACUGUGAUUACCGGAAAUAACUCUACUUUGGGACAACCCAGGAGGAAAAGAAGAAGAAAGAAAGGCCAUUCCUGGUCCAGAAUUAAAAGGAGAAGGUAUAAACCAAUACAACAAAAUGGUGGUCUGCAGUCUCCUGAGGACCAAGACAGCUUUGUAGAGAACGACAAAGCUGAUGGUCAGUUGGUCUCCAGUAAAAAUAACAUGACUCACCAACCCCUUGCCAAGCUAAAAGUGAGGAAGAGAAGAAGACGUAGAAAGUGCUUCACUCGGAGAGACAGAGCCCCACGGAAAAGAGGCCGAGCAAGAGCCUCAAGAAUACCCAGAGAUCCAACUAUGGAUUUUCAGGCUCCUUUGCUUACUGUGACCUGUGGUGAGGCAAAGGGUACUUUACAUAAGAAGAAAUUGAAACAAGAAACAGAAAUACAGGCUGACCUAGAUCUUUUUACCUUUCAGGGUGGAAUGCUACCUCAUCCUUCAAGAGUAUAUAAUGGGAGGAAAAAGCGGAGGAUACUGAAGUCUCACGAUACUAACUCAGAUGAUCCUUCUCUGGGAAACAUGGACGAAUGUGAGGUGUGCCGGGAUGGAGGGUUUCUAUACUGCUGUGACACUUGUUCCAGAGCCUUCCAUGAAGACUGUCAUAUCCCUCCUGUAGAAAUUGAGCAAAACCCAUGGAGCUGCAUCUUCUGCAGCAUGAAGGAGUUUCCAGAAGAUCAACAAUGUUAUCAGGAAUUUGAGAUCCUGGAGAAACAGAUGGGGCCAGAGGAACAGCUGAAAUGUGAAUUCCUUCUGUUGAAAGUCUAUUGCUGUUCUGAGAGUUCCUUUUUUGCCAAGAUUCCAUAUUAUUACUACCUUGGAGAGGCUUGUCAAGGCCUGAAGGAACCUAUGUGGUUGAACAAAAUCAAGAAAAAGCUGCAUGAGAAGGGUUACCCCCGGGUGGAGGGGUUUGUGCAGGACAUGCGCCUCAUCUUCCAGAACCACAGGGCAUCCUACAAGUAUAAUAAUUUUGGCCAAAUGGGAUUUAGACUGGAGGCCGAAUUUGAGAAGAAUUUUAAGGAAAUGUUUGCCAUUCAGGAAAAGGAUGAGAACAGUUGACUGGUACAGUGGGUGCUGAAGGGGCUUAGGAAAUGGCAGCCCCCCAAAUAUGCUACUGCUGUGCCGAUUACUUCAAAAUGAGAGCAUUUGGUGACAGCAAAUGCAGGGAGGGGCUUUUUCUUAGCUCCCCUUAUCUGCCCAAAGAUGGAGCCCCCAAAAGGGCUCGGUUGUCAUAAGUUUCCUCCCUGGGAAACUCAUCAGCCAGGGAAUGUUAACUCAGAUAACACGGAAGAAGAUUGGAAGUGACACAGCCCAGAUUGCCUCUCACCUAUACGCAUCAGCCAUCUGCCCCCUUCUUGUAAUCUCCUGUUUUGUGGCUAUAAACAAUAAAAAUGUGUAUAUACAAUAAAA